This is a messenger RNA of Pangasianodon hypophthalmus (striped catfish), 3234 nucleotides long. RefSeq names its product cyclic nucleotide-gated cation channel beta-3 (gene cngb3.2). Gene Ontology annotation, cellular component: intracellular cyclic nucleotide activated cation channel complex; plasma membrane; photoreceptor outer segment. The coding region runs from base 70 to 2334 and encodes 754 amino acids. Gene Ontology annotation, molecular function: protein-containing complex binding; intracellularly cAMP-activated cation channel activity; cGMP binding. The transcript has 18 exons. Gene Ontology annotation, biological process: monoatomic cation transmembrane transport. The record is from RefSeq and is a predicted model, not a curated record. NCBI's taxonomy places the organism in Eukaryota, Metazoa, Chordata, Actinopteri, Siluriformes, Pangasiidae.
CCGCAGCUUUAUGCAGCAGCUAAAGGAUAAGUGUACAAAAGAUCUCCAGACAGCAACAGAAGCACUGACAUGUUUAGCACACUCAAGAAGCUGAUCAGGGGCCCCAUGCUAGCUCCUUCACCAGCCACAACACCUGCUCCUACCGCAGCACCAGCACCUACCCCAGCUCCUGCACCAGCUCCACCAACUCAGCCAAUUAAGGAUGAAAAGACUGCAGUCAAAGAAAAUGAAGCCAAGAAAGAAGAAGAAACCCCUGCUCCAGCCCCAACACCUGCACCUAGUGCUACGCCAAAACCAGAAGAGAAGCUUUCCAAUCCUAUAAAAGAGCAGCCACCAGCUGAAGAAAUUGAUGUUAUGUGUUCUUUUUUUGGCUUUUUUUCAUUUAGGCAAGAAGCACAGCCCGCUGCACCAUGUCCAGUUGUAAUAAACAAGUACUCUGAUGCACAACUUCGAAGAAUAGUCCACCAGAUGCAGCAACGUACACAAAUGUACAAAGAAAAAGUUGUAGACCCCUAUGCAUCCUCACCUGAGCGCAGCCCUCCAGUCACACCCGUUUUGAGAAAAAAGGAUUUCUUGAAAAAGCAAGAAGAAGAGAGAAAAAGAAAAGAAGAGGAUGAGAGGAUCAAAAAGGAGGAAGAGGCAAAGAAAGCAGCAGCAAAAGCUGAGGAAAAGAAAGAGAAGAAAGAAGAGAAGAAGGAAGAAAAGAAAGAUGAUAAAAUAAAAGAUGAGAAGAAAGAAGAGCCUGAACCAGCCAAGAAAAAAUUUGCUUCUUUUUGUCCAAAAGUCAAAUGCACCUUUAUAGACUUAAUGCUGAAACCUAUUGAAGACGGAAUGGAUAAAGUUUUGGGCACAUCCAUGGAUCCAUUCACAGAUCGGCGGUACAUUGCUUGGCUUAGCCUGGUGACUGUUGCCUUCAGCUACAACCUUUGGUUCAUACCAGUUCGUAUGACCUUCCCCUGUCACACUCCUGGCUCAAUUCCUCUGUGGUUUACUUUAGAUGUCCUAGCUGACCUGAUCUACAUCAUCGACAUGAUCAUUUUCCAGCCAAGGCUGCAGUUCUGCAAGACUGGAGAUAUCAUCUAUGACCGAGCUGUUAUUAAGAAGAAUUACAGAGCCUCCGCAAAAUUUCAGCAUGCAAUAUCAUCAAUCAUACCCCUGGACCUCUUGUAUAUUCCAUUCGGAUUUCAGUCCAUUUUCAGAAUUAAUCGCAUCCUGAGGUUUGAGACUUUUUUUGAGUUCAGUGAUCGACUUGAGGGCAUCAUGACAAAGGCGUACAUCUGGAGAGUAAUUCGCACCAUUGGGUAUCUCCUGUUCGCCCUUCAUAUCAACUCUUGCCUUUACUAUGUGGCAUCUGCCUACCAAGGCAUUGGCACAACCAAGUGGGUCUACAGCGGCCACGGCAAUGCGUACUUGCGCUGUUACUAUUUUGCUGUGCGGACCCUGAUCAACAUUGGUGGACUACCAGAGCCUUACACUGUUUUUGAGAUCACGUUUCAGUUGACAAACUUUUUCAUUGGUGUCUUUGUCUUCUCAAGUUUAAUUGGACAGAUGAGAGAUGUCAUUGGGGCUGCCACUGCUGGUGAGACAUACUUCCGUACCUCUAUGGAUGCAUGUGUAGCCUAUAUGGUGACAAAUCGUAUUCCAAAGCUGGUACAACACAGAGUCCGUACAUGGUACAACUACACCUGGGCCUCACAGGGUAUGCUGGAUGAGUCAGAGUUGCUGGAACAAAUGCCACUAGUAAUGAGAACGGCCAUUGCUGUGGAUAUCAACCUCGCCACUUUCCAGAAGAUCGACCUGUUUAAGGGAUGUGAUAACCAGAUGCUUGUGGACAUGUUGCUGAGGCUGAAGUCUAUAGUGUAUCUACCUGGAGAUUUUGUGUGUAAGAAGGGUGACAUUGGUAAAGAGAUGUACAUCAUCAAAGCUGGAGAGGUGCAGGUUGUUGGUGGGCCUGACAACAAGAUAGUUUUCGUGACAUUGAAGGCAGGCUGUGUGUUCGGUGAGAUCAGUCUUCUGCAGUCUUCAGCGAAUGGAGGCAACAGGAGAACAGCUAAUGUGGCAGCUCAUGGAUUCGCUAACCUCUUUGUAUUGGAUAAGAAAGACCUCAAUGAUAUCCUGGUUCACUACCCAGAAUCCCAGAAAAUUCUGGCCAGGAAAGGAAGGAAACUAAUGAAGGCCAAGGGUCCAGCUGCAGCCAAAGCAGAAGGGGAGAAAAAGAAAGGCCUGGAGCUGUUUGGACCAAAACCUCCCACUCCUAAAAUGCUUCGGGCAUUUGGAAGGUUCAACAGAAAAGCAUUUUUGGAAAAACUCAAGAUCUCUACAAAUAUGGAAUAAGUGUGACAAAAGGACGAUUUGACCAUUCCCUUUACGAUGUUUGCACUUUUGUAUAUGGACACAUUUAUGAAUAGAUUGUGAAUUUUGUACCAAAACAUAAUAAAUUUAAGUUCUUUUUCAAACUAAUUUACAAAAAAGCAAUUUGUAGUUCAUCUGUUUUCUGUUCAUUUGCUAAUAACACUGAUGGUCCUGGGAAAGGCUAAGCAUCAGUGAAAUCCCUUGUCUAAUCCCUUUAGCCUAGCCAGGACACUGUGAGGUUUCAUUAAGUAAGUGGUCUAUCUGUGGUCUAUCUGUGGUCUAUGUGUGGUCAGUGUACACAUGCACUACAGUAGGCUACAGGAAUAGCAGAGUUAAAUAAACUAUUCCUGCUUCUGUUCUAGUUGAACAUUAACUAUGGUAUUUCCCAAACUGCUUGCAUAAGGAAAUACAGGAAUUGUUGGGAAGAUUAAAAAUAAUUGGGCAAAAUAUUAAAAUUAAAAUCUCGAUUUGCUCAGCCUAGUCAACCAGUAUGGAAUGAAUUUGCAUAUGACACAUAGGUAGAGAGGGUGCAGUCUACCAAGCACAACAUUUGGCCUAAAAAAAGACAACUAACUGUUAUAAAUAAGGUGUGAUUACUCAUAGAAAAGGUGUGUUCUCCAGAGGAAAUUAAUAGAGCUAAAAGAAUGAAUAAAUUGAAACAGUUGGUUGUGGAAAUCUGAAGAAUAUACCUGGAUGGGGAUGUCUGGUCCUGACUGGUAUAAGCGAAACCACCGUGUCACGCUUCAACCUAUAGUUUGCCAUACUUCAGGAGUUGCAGCUCAGAUCUUCAAAUAAAGCUUCUUUGCUUUGUAUGGUAUCACCCUGGCACAAGAUAUCCAAAAUACUUUAAUUGCCAAAUUAUUUGUACAGUUGAGGUCAAAA